Molecule: messenger RNA, 2862 nt
Organism: Triticum turgidum subsp. durum (durum wheat)
Lineage: Eukaryota; Viridiplantae; Streptophyta; Magnoliopsida; Poales; Poaceae
Source: the annotation of a GenBank genome assembly
AUGGGUAGGCUGGGCCAGAGAUACGACUCCGAAUGGGAGGAAGUAAAGCUUAUCAAUGGCUAUGCCAUGCUUCUGGCAUACACGUUGUUCGCAAUCAGGGGCAUAGGCUUCCUGGUGUUUACAUGGAGCACGGUGGUUCUUCUCGGUGGCUUCGUCUCUAUGAUAGACAAGGUGGAUUUUGGGCGUCUCACUCUGAUUACCCUCAUACAGAUACUCUGGAUUGAGCCCUCUUUCAUUGAAAGGUUCGACCCUUAUGGUGCUCAGUCCUCAAGCUUGACGAUGAAGAAUCUAUUGACGAGCAACUCGCAGCUGGCUGAUGCAGUGGUGAAUCGAGUUGUUGCAGUCGUUCUUCUAGUUCUAUCGCUGGUUCAAAGUACGGUGUUGAUCAUGUGUAUCGCCUCUGCGCCGUUCUUCCUGUUCCUUGGGAUGCUCAUCACCGCUUGGAUUUCGGUACGCGGUCUAAUGGACCAUGACCAUUACGGCGACACGGAUGAGGGUAGAGUAAACAUGGAUCCGGCGCAUAACGUCUUGUACACCAUGUGUGUGGCCCAAAGUGCCUUGUGGCUGUGUAGAAUCAUGUUGCUGUUUUUGGAGGAGAGGGUAGUGAAACAAGUGAGCCAAGCAUACGGCUUCCAAGAUGGUGACCGUGCAGUUUUAGGCUACCUGGGCGAAGUCAGGAAGGGGUGCUUCAAGAACAUAUCAUCUGCCAGAGAGAGGAACCUCAUCACAUAUGCUGUAGAACUCAUGGAGUCCAAGUCGCCUCAUAGCUAUCUUUCCGGGGCACUUAUACUGGACAGACUACUCACCCGGCAGCAUUCUCCUAUUUUGAUCAAACAAGAAGAAGAAAAGCAACAGCAACAGUUAGAUUUAGAGGAAAAGACUGGAGCUCCUUUGGUUCAAAAGGAUACGAAGAAGAAAGAGGGGAAUGAGGAGAGUAACAAGAAGAGUGUGGAGAUCAUUGUGCAGCAGCGCAGGAUGAUAAAACGGUUGAUUGGGUCUGCAUCUUCCAUAGGCAUUCUCCACAGACUGCUUCAGACACUGGAUUCGCAAUGCUCAUCCGACAGAAAGGUGCGGGAGGCCGCCGCGAGGAUUGUGGAGCACGUUGCUGGCAGGAUUCAUUUGGAGAAGUUCCCGCGAGGGAUCCAAUGCGUAUCUUCACUCAUCAACACCUUUGAAGAAUACCGCCGAUUACAGCCAUAUCGGUCAUUGCCGUCGUCAUCAAACAGAAAAGAAGCCACUGUGAUGACUCUGGCACCAUCGCCAAACACAAAAAAUUGUCAAGAACAGGAACAAGGCCGCAGCAGCAUCAAUACUUUGUCAUUUGAGUCAAACCCAGAGUACUUAGAGUCAGACUCAGAGUCAGACUCAGACAGUGACAUGGAUAAACUAUCAUUCUCUGAGCUGGUGGCUAUGGGGCACAACAAUUUGAAGUUCAGUAUCAUGUAUUGCAGGCAAAAAAUUAGUAAGAGCAGCAACACUGCUACUGCUAUUUCUUCUUCAUCAAAGUCAAAGUCAGACAACGGCAUCGAUCGGCCAUCGUCAUCUAAGGCCAACAGGAGCACAACCAAUCAGUUCCAUGGCUACAAAGAGCUGUUGUUGACUGGCCUGCACAUCCUUUGGAAACUUGCAGGCAGUGAGGACAACUGCACAGUCAUAAGCAACACCAAACAUCUUGUCUCCAAGAUUAUGGCACCUGUUAUCUACGACAUAGUGCACCAUGCAGGUCAUAGUGCAUGGUCCACUCAAGUAGUAGAGAGAUCACUUGGGGUGAUACUUAGACUAAUUGUGAAUACCAAGGGAGACACUGGGGCAGACCUCCGUCAACAAAUCUCAAGCGACAAAGGAUCAAUCGGCACUAAGAAAAAAAUUGUUGUCUGCGAAGAAUGCAAAGGCGGGGAACUGCAGAUGAAGGCCAUGCAGAUCCUGACGCAUCUAUGCAUUGAUGAAACUGCAAACAGAGGUAAUCUAACUAAGGUGCUCGUGAGAAUCUUCAUUAAUGGUGAUAGCAGCAACACCUCCAUCAGAAAGACUGCAGGCGAAACACUGGUGUUGCUGUUUCUCAGCAGCAAAAGCGUCGCCACCCUCCUCCCCAAGGAGGAACAUAAUGAGUUUGUUGGUGGUCUUGCUAAAAUACUUUUACAAGUUGGAGACAACGACACAUGCAGAAAAAAUGCUGCAGAAAUUCUGGAGCAUCUAUGUAUUCAGUUUGCUGAGAAUGGUGAAUAUCUCAGCACACUCAAGAACACCAUUACAGGUGUGAUGCCAGAGGUACUCAGAGAAAUAUGCCAUGGAUCAACAGGAGAAGAAGAAAAGCCUGAGUAUGCCAGAUCAGAUACUGACAUCGAAAGCCAAAGCGAAACCAAGAAGAAGAAAAGGAACAAGAAGAAGAAUGCUUCAUCCUCUCCAGGGCAAAACGAACAGCACAAGUUGUACGUCGCCCUGCUAUCCCUCUGUGUGACGGCGUGUGAGAAAUUACACCUUGAUCUGAAUGCAAUUUCGCUGGGACAAGCUAUGGAUCCAGGAGAAUGUGUUGCAUUCAGCCUUGCAACAAAGAUGGUACAGCUAAAUAGGGACCUCAUCACCGCCGACAGCCUGACAGCAAUGAAGCUUACCACUAGGAUGGUGAUAGCAGCAAUGAAGAAACUCGAGGGCAACGGCACCACUGUGGACCGAGCUAAUCUGGAGAGCCUCAUUGACUCCCUGUCUAGUGUUUCAGAGACCAUGUUGGAUCUGGAGGGAUGCAUAGUUUUCGCGAUGACGAAACCUGCCACUGUCGACACCCUCCAUUCCCUCGUGAAACAAGCACGGCAACUUCAUGCCAAAAUACAGGACCAAGACUUGGAAAUAGUGGCAGCUAGCUAG